CUUCCUAUUUACUCCGCGGCAUGCCGAACUUCGUUUAUGAAGACAGGGAGUGCACUUCCUUCUGUUUAUUGGAAAGAACGUUGCCUUAAGAGAAUCAGGCGAAAAAUUCGAAAUAAACGAUCAGCACAAGAAAGCAGACGACGGAAACAGGAGUAUAUUGAAGCUCUUGAAGCAAGGUUCAAAGCUUGCACUAAGGAAAACCACGAACUUAGGAUGCAGAUGGAGAUUUUAACGAAAAAUAACAGGUUUUUAUAUUUUUGGCUGGAUUUCUCAAGGUGUUCAUGA
This is a messenger RNA of Soboliphyme baturini, 285 nucleotides long. NCBI's taxonomy places the organism in Eukaryota, Metazoa, Nematoda, Enoplea, Dioctophymatida, Soboliphymatidae. The record is from the annotation of a GenBank genome assembly.